This is a messenger RNA of Syngnathoides biaculeatus (alligator pipefish), 3382 nucleotides long. It is a transcript of the gene golm2, whose product is annotated as golgi membrane protein 2. The record is from RefSeq and is a predicted model, not a curated record. The transcript has 10 exons. Lineage: Eukaryota; Metazoa; Chordata; Actinopteri; Syngnathiformes; Syngnathidae. The coding region runs from base 862 to 2298 and encodes 478 amino acids.
AUGCCAGCGAUGCACAGUGACAACAACAUGUGCCUAGGCUCCAUAACGUUUGUAAAUCGCUCUCCUAGGAAGAGAAAAUAAAACGUUGAUAACUCGGGGAAAGGAAGCGGAGCCAACUCAGACCGCGUGGCACCUUUAUUUUGAAAGUAAAAUCCGCUUUGACUAGCGGGAGCGCUGUGGUCAUCACAGCGAACUCGACCUAGCCCAAUAGGAAAUCCGACGUUGGGAAACAAAGCGCGUAUUCCGGAUCUUAGUUCGCGGUUUGUAUUGGCCCGUCUUGAAAAUGAACUUCGAAUAGGUGGGGACUGUAUUCGCACUUGCCCUCAUGGUUUCUAGCUAUUAGCAAGCGACUGUCGGCAGUUGGACUGCAGCACUGUCCGAGGAGCUAACGUUCAUUCUCAACCGAAGGUAAUUGCGAUAAAGUCGUGCACGACAAAUGAUUAGCGACGGGAGGUUUUCGUGCCUUUGGGCGAAAAGGAAGUGAGGGUCGAUGCGGGCUUUCUAGCUCCAGUUCCCUGUGCGGUUUGCGCGUGCUCGCGCCUCUGCCACGGAGCCGUGCAGAGAUCCGCUUCCACGUCUCGCCCGCUGUGCAUCGUUGCAGUCUGCCAGCUGGGCUAGGCCACGUCCUUCUUGGGCUGACAUUGGGCGGACUGAGAGGGGGGGGAAGAUGCCCAGUAUGCGGAAGGAAGACGCCAGAGAUGUGACGGGUUGACCAUUGACGGUUUGCCUUUUUGAGCGGUUGCCGCAGACAACAUCAUGUCACGUACACGGAUGCAGCACGCGGCGGGACAAUAGUCUCUCUCUCUCUCUUUCUGAGCCAUAAGGUUAAAAGCUGAAGUGACAGUUUCCAUUUGUUCUGACAUGAUCGGCUUCGGCGCAAACCGACGAGGAGGCCGCCUCCCGUCCUUCGUCCUCGUCUUCCUCACGGCCAUCAUCGCCAUACUGGCGUUCAACUACUGGACCGUGUCCAGCAAGCACGGCCGCUUGCUGGAUGAGUUGUUGGAGGUGCAGUCGCGGGUGAAGCGCACGGACGCGGCGAGGAGCCGGCUGGAGAAGCGCAACACUGAGCUCAUGGCGCAGGUGGACACGCACAGGAAGCAGCUGGACAAGAAGGAUGGAGACUACAGCGUCAUGGAGGGCAAACUGCAGGCCCGAGACGCGUUCGUCAAAAAGUGCACCGAUGAAAAGGUUAAACUGCAGGGUGACCUCACAGCCCAAAUUACAGAAACCCAGAAGCUGAAAGAGCAACUGAAUGAUUUGAAGCAGGAGUUUAUGAAACAGGAAGACCAGAUGAGAGAAGUUAAAAAGAAUACAACCACCAUGGAGAGAAAGCUAGAAUAUGAAAGUUUACAGUGUGGACGUCAGAUUGCACAGUUAAAAAUUGAGUACGAAGAAUCAAAGAAGACUCUAGAAGAUAGAGCCGUGAAGCUUAGACUGAAUGGAGUUGAUGCACAAAAGGCUGCAGUGGCUGGAAGACAUGCAGAGGAAGCUCUGGGUCUAUCUCUGCCUGAAGAGUACAGUACCAUGGCAACUCACCGUCGUGACAGUCCAGAUCUGAAAGAUGUGAUGGGUAAGCCAGGCAGUGAUGCCGGGAUGCCUGGUAUUGAAGAUAGUGAGGUGGGAAAACUUGAUGAAGGACAAUUUGAAUUGAAGAAGCCAGCCAUCACUCAGAUGCGUGACGAAGCCCCUGAUGUGGUUUUUGGCGGUGGUGUUGGACCCGGGAUUGGGGCAGCUGAUGGCCCAGGGGUACAGGGCUUAUCACUUGACCAGCCCCGGCUCCAGCAGGAUAAAGUAGAAGGCCAGGCAGCUGUGAUUGCUGCCCCAGGUGUCAUCAAACUGGGAGACAAACCAAUAGUAGUUGAAGAAGACAAGUCAGAUAUCAAAGCAGAUGAACUGGGGGAACAGCAAAGACAACUUCAGGCCCCAGAUGUCAGAGGUACAGGUGAACGCUUGAAGGGGAUUCAAUUUCCUGCCAACGCUCCCAAGGCACCCAACACCAUCCAGUCACACCGCAAAGACCAAGUCCCAGCGGGGGCACUCCAUCAUCACCAAAGCCGGUUCUUUGACGAGAUCGAGUCCCCAGUAGAUCCGCAACAUGGCUCUAAGCUAGCGGACUAUAAUGGGGACGAUGGCAAUGUGGGUGAGUAUGAAGCUGACAAGCAGGCUGAGCUGGCCUACAAUGAGGAAGAGGAUGGUGAUGGUGGGGAGGAAGACGUUCAAGAUGAUGACGAUCGAGAUAUCCAGGGAGAUCGGGUUUUGGAUUACGGAAAGCGGCAUCAAGCUAUCGACAUUCUCUGAAUGUGAAUUUUGAACAGUGAAAUCUCAUCGAAACAUACUGACCUUCUUCUUUGGACAUCAGUAUGAAUCAGAAUUCACAGCUUGCAUCCUUAAUGUCAUGGACCACCUCUACAAACAGAUUAUUACAGAAUUUUGGAUAACGUUUCCUAGCAAUCCAAAACAAACAGUAUGCUCAGUGUUAUUUGGUAAUGGAGUAAGGCUAGGACAAUAUACAGUGGUCUUACAUUGAUGACUAUUUUACAGUGGAAUAGUCAUCACUUUGCAGCGGAGUAGUCUAAAAUAGCUUAGUUGACACAUCAACGGAAAUGUUUGUUUUUCAUAUUUUUUCCUUCUUGGAUGAUCUGCUGAGAUAUUUCACAAAAAGUUUAAUCAGGCAUUUGUACUCUUCACCCCAACUUUUGGACACUCGCAAGGAUGCCAUUUUUGUUUUCAGUUGACAGCGGUAGGAAAGUGUUUGAAAUGCCAAGGACUUUGCUUACAGGCUAUUAAAUAAUUUUUUUGUGAACACACAAGUGGCCCUCAUCCUCUUGUAAAUAAUACUAUUCAUGCAUGCAAGACUCAUGAUGAUAACGCCUUUUUGAAUCUUAAAAGGUUAUUGAUUCCAGAUUCCCCAGCCAUCUGAAGACAACAAAUUGGGCAUUUUGGGGGGGGGUUGUAUUGUAUUUGGUGCGCUCCCAUAAUGUCAAAACAAAACGGCACACAAAGAUUCUGGUCCACCACCAUCCUCAAAUCUCGUUGACCAAGACAAAAAUCUUGCAUCACUAAUAAUGAUCUAACAAAACAUGAUGUGUUUUGGCCAUGUUUCACGAUUGUUUCUGAAGGGAUUAACGGUGAGAAUGUUGUGGAGUGGUGAUGUUGCUCACAACCCGUGCUUUGGAAAAUGCUUCUUGCUCUCUGAUGAAGCCACGUACACAAAUUACAACAUUGGGUAGGACAUGUCUGUUUUCAUGUAUGGCCGUUUCCUUGUUCCUCAGUCAGAUUGCUUUUUGAUUAGCUACAUUAUAUUUUGUGAAGUAAUUCAUGGAAACAUGAUUCUGGAGAUGGACUCUAUUAUCAGGAAAAAAUGACAUGUUUUAGACUACAG